UUUGUCGAUAUCGAAUUUACCGCAAUCUUAUCUUAAAACGCAUGACAGAUUAAAUUAGUUUAUGUUUAGCUCCAGAGUCGACGUGAAAAUGUCGCUCGACGUAAAUAUAAGUGAGCCAGAUGAAUUCAACUGCAUGGAACUGCAUAGUGCUAUCAAAAAUGUCGCUGAUGCCAUGGAUAUUAAGGAAUUCAGUUAUCAUGUAGAUUACUUGAAUGGCAGUGGUUACAUAGCUAAUGUGUUUCGAGUAAUUAUAACAGAAAAUGGCAGUGAUAAGCGUGUCAGUGUUAUAGUGAAAACACUUGUUAACACGGCGAGGAAGGAAUUGUUUCGUGAAUUACAUAAUCGAGAAGUAGAAGCGUAUAUUAAUGUUAUAGAAACGUUUAGAGAAUUGCAAAAGGAUAUAAUUGAUGCUAAACGGCUUGUAUUACCAGUUUGUAUUUAUUCCAGUACAGAAAAAGGGAAUGAAGUUCUUAUAUUUGAAGAUUUACUAGUGUCAGGAUAUGAAGUGAAUGAUACAUUGGAUAAAAAUAAUAAACUAGAAUAUUCACAUGUCGAAUUAAUAUUUUCUAAUUUAGCUAAAUUCCACGCUUUGUCACAUGUGUUUGAGAAGAAUAAUAGUGACUUGUAUAAUGAUAUUGCAAAGAACUUCCAUGAUUUACUAUUUCAAGAUAGCUUCUUAAACAAAAGCAAACUUAGAAAUUAUUUUCCGGAGUCUUUUGACAUUUCUCUGAAUGUAAUUAAUGAUUUGGAUGUUAAGAAGAAAUUAGAAACAAUUAAACCGAAGCUGUUACCGCUCUUCCGUAUGUAUGUUGAGCCAAGGAAAAUGAAUGUAUUUUGCCAUGGAGAUUUUUGGAUAAAUAACAUACUGUUUAAAAUAAAGGGCGAGACAACCGAACUAUGCUUUUUGGAUUUCCAAACAAUGAGAUUUACCAAUCCAGUCACCGAUUUAAUUUACUUCAUAUACUUGUGUACAGAUGCCCAAUUCAGAUCUGAAUACUUUGAUAAACUUAUCGAAGUUUACUAUGACAGUUUUGAAUCUUUCUUAUCUCUCUUUAAUAUAGAAGCGAAUCUUAUAUAUACUAGAGAAGAAUUAGUUAAAGACGUAGAAGAAACAAUGGUAUUAGGUUUAUUAAUUGCAUUAGUUGAAUUGAGAGUCGUAGCCGUUCCUCAGGAAGGUGUUGCUAAGGAAAGUCAAACUGACUCUGAACAAGAUCUCUCGAAGAUAACGCAAGAAGAUAAUAGUAUGUUUAUUGCAAGAAUUAACGAUGUUGUCACAGAAUCUAUAGGGAAUGGUGUUCUUGAUAAACUUUUAAAUGUAGCAGCAGCGAUAGAAUGAAUAAAAUAUGUCUGGAAUUUAUUUUAUUUAAAUUUAUAAAAUAUCUAGGUAGUAAUAAGUACAAUAUUUAAAUUGAAAUUAAGUAAGCGGCAAGAAUAUCCCUAAUUUUUUUCGUUACAAAAUACAAUA
Colias croceus (clouded yellow) is the source of this 1465-nucleotide messenger RNA. RefSeq lists its product as uncharacterized. The record is from RefSeq and is a predicted model, not a curated record. NCBI's taxonomy places the organism in Eukaryota, Metazoa, Arthropoda, Insecta, Lepidoptera, Pieridae. Bases 62 to 1336 code for a protein of 424 amino acids. The transcript is spliced from 2 exons.